AUGUCUCGAGGUCUCAUGGUGACCUUCGUCGACGAGUCUCCCCAGCCCUCAGUUGAUCUGUGCGCCCACUCCCCAAGCUCAGGUACCGGAUACCUGACUUGUGUCCGUCGUUCACGGUCCAGACAAUCUACACCCCUCACGACUAUCGUAAUGCGUGCCUCGACGGUCGUUGCGUUGGUGUCUCUUGCCUACGUCCCCGCCCUCGUCGUAGCUGCUCGCCCACCUCCCAUAGGGUAUCAGAGGAUCAGCCCUUAUCGAGUGGCGGCUCCUCCUCCCCUGAUGGCUUCUCGCCCCCCCGCACGUAAGCCACCAGCCCGGGGAGGCUUACCCUCAGCACCUCCUUCUAAAGGAUAUUACUCGGAUCCACCUCCGCCGUAUUCAGAACUUCCACCGUAUAGUGCUCGUUCCCUUUUGGUGCGCGCGUUGCUUGACGAGCUGGACUGA
Messenger RNA from Fibroporia radiculosa, 444 nucleotides. RefSeq lists its product as uncharacterized. The record is from RefSeq and is a predicted model, not a curated record. Lineage: Eukaryota; Fungi; Basidiomycota; Agaricomycetes; Polyporales; Fibroporiaceae. The transcript has 4 exons. Bases 1 to 444 code for a protein of 147 amino acids.